UACCCAAGCUCCGUGUUUGCGUGUCACAUACGGAUCCCCAAGAGGUCGAACACUAGGGUGUGAUGGGAAAACGCUUCCACUUGCCUGUCCUGCUGCUGCUUACUGCUGCUGCUGCUGCUGUCAGAGGUGCCUGCUGUAGUCAUAGCAGCUCGACAGCAAAAACACUCAUCUCACCGAUCAACCGCACCAGACAUCAUCCUCUGGUAGAGGUAACAACGACAAUACGCGGGGGGGCUCGAGGACGCGCUGAGCUAGGCAAAAGCAGGCGUGCACGCAGCAUGACGAAGGCCCCCUCGACCGGGUUGGGCCGGCUUCGAGACGCCUUGUUUCCGAUCUACGGCGGGGAGGAGACGGGCAAGUUCUUGGCGUUGGGGGGCAUCCAGUUCUUCAUCAUCUUCGUCUUGACGCUCACCAGGGACCUCAAGGACACGCUCAUCAUCACGUCGUGCGGGGCGGAGGCCAUCUCUUUCCUGAAGGUCUACGGUGUCCUCCCCGCAGCGACGGUCUUCAUGCUGGCGUACUCCAAGGUCUCCACCCUGCUCUCGAAGCGAGCCCUCUUCUACGCCACGGCCCUCCCCUUCUUCGUCUUCUACCUCUUCUUCAAGCUCGUCAUGUACCCCAUGCGGGACUCGCUGCACCCUUCCGAGGCCGCCGUGGAGGCGCUGGUGGGUCUGCCGGAGGGUAUCUCGUACGUGGUCAACCUGUACCGGAACUGGACGUUCGCGCUCUUCUACGUGGUAUCGGAGCUGUAUUCUUCCGUUUCGAUCGGGGUACUGUUUUGGCAAUUCGCGAACGACAUCGUCCCAGUGGCCCAGGCGAAACGGUUCUACCCUCUGUUCGGCCAGAUGUCAAGCCUAGCCCCUGUCGUGGCGGGGCUUUGCGUGGUGCGCUUCACGAACGCGAAGUCCUUGGGGGGCAAAAAUGUGGCGGCGACGGAGGGACUGCUGGACUUCGUGUUGAACUUGGUGAUGGUCGCCGGGGGGGCUAUCUUCGCUCUGUACGAGGUUUCCACCGCCCUGUCCGUCCGAGAACAACGGCGGGCGGGGGGAGGAGACCCUGUGACUAAGAUCGCCGCCAAGGGGAAGAAGCCGAAGCUCGGGCUGAGGGACAGCUUCAGGGUGCUGGGCAAGUCCAAGUACCUCGGGUUUUUGGCGACACUGGUGCUUGGGUACGGCCUCUGCAUCGCCCUGACGGAAGUGAUGUGGAAGCGGAUGGUGCAAAACCAGUUCCCCGACCCGGUUGACUACGCCAGGUUCAUGGGCAAGUACUCGAGCACGUUGGGCAUAACGACGUUCGUAGUCAUCUUCUUCGGGAGCAACCUCAUCAAGCACCUGGGCUGGCGGGCCGGAGCACUUGCGACUCCCGUGAGCAUGGCGCUGCUGGCCGCGCCUUUGUUCGGGGUUGUCAUAGCGUCCAAGGGAGACCUGGGAGGGAGGCAGCUAGCGUUCGCGGUGAUGGUGGGAACGGUGCAGAGCGUGCUCAGCAAGGCUACCAAGUACGCUCUGUUUGAUCCCACGACACAGAUGGCUUACAUCCCUCUCGACGAAGAGUCUAAGGUGAAGGGGAAGGCGGCCAUAGACGGCCUGGGUUCUCGGCUGGGCAAGUCGGGGGCCUCGUUCAUGCAGCAAGGCCUGGUGCUUGCCUUCGGAAACAUCCUCAACGCUGCUCCCGUGGUUGCAGUAAUCUUCUACGCGGCCCUUGGGUCGUGGACCUACGGAGCAGUGCGGUUAGCGGACAUGUUCGAGGCCAAGACGCGGCAGCAGGAGGGAGAUCACAAGCCCAGAGCCAUCCGCACCCGGGGCGGGGGUGGGCACGACCGCAGCAGCAGUACCGGGGGUCCCGUGGAUGACGACGGUAGUAGCGGGGAGGAGGGGGCCAAGGGCCAGUGGUCGGCGCGGUAUCAACCGCCCGCCAACCCCGCCGCGACAAGCGGGCUUCUUCACAGGAGGGCGACUAGUAGGGAUUGUCAAGCGUGA
This is a messenger RNA of Ectocarpus siliculosus, 1976 nucleotides long. Lineage: Eukaryota; Phaeophyceae; Ectocarpales; Ectocarpaceae. The record is from the annotation of a GenBank genome assembly.